CGGAGAGGUGACUAUGCCUCCCAAACAAGUUCAAUUGCAAGAGUCUAUCGAAAGUCAAGAUCAGUGGGACAAAUUUCUAGACAAAGAUGGUCUACUAGUGGUCGAUGUCUAUUCCAAGUGGUGUGGACCCUGCAAAGCUGUUACGGGUCUACUGCGACGGAUAAAGAACGAACUAGGCGAUGAUUUGCUCAAAUUUGCGACGGCUGUUUCUGACACGAUUGAUAGUCUAGAGAACUAUCGAGAUAAAUCACAACCAACGUUUCUGUUCUAUGGGGUGAGAUGUGAUGAUGGACCUAAAGGUCAUGAACUUCAAGGUGUUGUACGAGGUGCUAACGGUCCACUUAUUCAGAAAUCUAUUAAAGAACUUUUAGAGCAGGAACAUAAAAUACAAGAUGGUCACAUGGAACGUCCUGAAUUUAUAGAUGAGAUGCUGAAGAGUGCUGUUAUUGAAGAUCUUGUAGAGGAAGAAGAAGAGAAAGAGAGCAGCCCUCAAGUGGCUUCUAAGCGUAAAGACGUUACUGUGGCAAUCAUCAAGCCUGACGCGGUUGCUAAAGGUUUGGUGGAUGAUAUUCUUGAGAAAGUGAAGUCUCGUGGGUUAGAAGUGUUGGCACAUGAAGAACGAGUUCUAACAAGAGAAGAAGCUGCUGAGUUCUACAGUCACCACUCUGAGUCUGAAACGUUUGAGGAGCUACUAGAUUACAUGUCAAGUGGUCCAUGUCAUGUUUUGGUAUUGACUAAAGGUGUCACUGGUGAAGAUGCAGUUCCUGAACUGCGAUCUUUAGUUGGUCCUACUGAUUCUGAGAAGGCCAAAGAAGAGGCUCCAGACACUUUACGAGCAAUGUAUGGGACUAAUCACAUUCAAAAUGCUAUUCAUGCUUGUGACUCUGGUGAAAGUGCUGCCAGAGAGUUAGCAUUUUUCUUUCCUGAUUUUGGGGCACCAUGGGUGGCUGGUAGGGAGCCAAAGAUUCAAAAAACAUUUGCUCUCUUACGACCUGAUGCUGCUAGAGAUCACAAAGAUGAGAUACUUGCUAAAGUGAAAGAAGCUGGUUUUACUAUUGCACUAGAGAAGGAGAUUCAGCUUACAGAUGAACAAAUUGCAGAGUUUUAUGGUCAUCACACAGACAAGGACUGGUUUGGAGACUUUACUGAUCACAUGAAAAGUGGUCCAGUUUUGGCACUGGCAUUAGCAAGAGAAGAGGCUGUUGAGAAGUGGCGAGCGCUGAUUGGACCCAAAGAUAUACAACAAGCUAAAGAGGAAGCUCCUGAAUCGCUGCGAGCUGAAUUCAGCACUGAGAAUUCUCCCUUCAAUGCUUUACACGGGGCUGACAAUCUUGAUAAUGCUGAACAUGAACUCAACUAUUUCUUUCCAGUGGAAAAGACUGUUGCAGUUGUGAAACCAUCUGCAUUUGAUGCAAAAGAUAAUAUUGUUGAGAAGAUUAAAGAGGCCGGCUUUGAUGUUGUUCUUCAAAAAGAUCACCAUCUUACGAAAGAGCUGGCACAACAACUUUAUCAUGAACACGAAGGCAAGGAGUUCUAUGAAGGCUUGACUGACUACAUGAGCAGUGGACCAUCUCAUUUCAUGGUCUUGUCAAGACAUGAUGCCAUAGCAGGCUUAAGAGCUGUAAUGGGACCCACAGAUCCCGACGAAGCAAGAGAAAAAUAUCCUGAUUCGCUGAGAGCUUUGUUUGGUGAAGACAAAAUGAAGAAUAGUAUUCACGGCAGUUCCAAUCCUGAUCAUGCAGAAAGAAUUAUUAAGACAUUCUUUGGAGACAGUGAAUUGGAGUUUGAUGCAGCACAAGCUGCUGUGGUGGAAGAUGCCGUUGCACAACCAGAAACAACAGCCACUACUGCAGAAGAGAACACAGAGGAAGAGACGGUCACAGCAGCAGCAGAUGAGGGUGGCACUGGUGAAUCUACAGAGUAAAUCUUGUCUGGUAUUAAAGCACUGCUGUACUGAUCAUGACUGUAUAAUUUUUUAUAUGUAUCGAUAUCUCAACAGUAGACAAGAUUUCUUUAGUGCUGUUGUUUGUAUACUACCUAGAUCGAGGCACCUGGCAUUGCCCCAUAUAUAAAGGCACAGUCUAUUAUAAGCUAAUUAGUGCUUA
This is a messenger RNA of Corticium candelabrum, 2105 nucleotides long. Its product is annotated as thioredoxin domain-containing protein 3 homolog. The transcript is spliced from 18 exons. The coding region runs from base 14 to 1924 and encodes 636 amino acids. Lineage: Eukaryota; Metazoa; Porifera; Homoscleromorpha; Homosclerophorida; Plakinidae. Gene Ontology annotation, molecular function: nucleoside diphosphate kinase activity. Gene Ontology annotation, biological process: GTP biosynthetic process; CTP biosynthetic process; UTP biosynthetic process. The record is from RefSeq and is a predicted model, not a curated record.